UUCGCGAUUUCCUUUCUCUACAGUAUUAUCAACCGUGUAAAAUAAACCGUGAUAUUUUGAAAUAUUGGAUCGAUUCUACCACUGUUGACUAAUAACGUAAUUGAGCGCAAUCGAGAAAAAAUAAAAUCAACGAGAAACGCGUUCGAAAAAUAUCGUUCCACAGUUUUGUUUGAUUAGCGUACACAUACAUGCUCGAAACACUAAUUCUAUGAAUUCUAUGCGAGUGCGUGAGUGCAAAAAAAAGUCGCGUGUGUGCGCGUACGUGUGUGUGAUGAAACUACGUACUGACGAUAGUGACCUCGUUGCAAUAAUAAAUGAAGAAGGAACUGCACAUCUGGCACCAUUGAGGUUGAUGCAACUUUAAGUGCCAAGAUAUUCGUAACAUUAUAUGCAUUUGCAUGCAACGACGAGCAAGAUGGGACUAUAAUAACGUGAAUUGUUGCUGGAAUAUUCAAACACGCUUCAUCAAUCGAACAUUGCAUUUCGAUUAGCGCGUGCGCUGCCAACGUCAGGACAGUCUUGGAAAAGCGGGCGAUCGUCGUCAACAUGGCGGACGGCGAUUUGCUUGUCACAAUUUCGGGCGCGGCGCUUUCAUUACUGUUCUUCGAAAAUGUGCGCAGUGUUGGCGACCAGAUGGGCUUUCUGCUCGGGGAAGUACUCGAAUUCAUCGUUAAAUCCUACACCGAUUCGGACAAUCAAGUGGAAACCGUCAAAACUCAUAUUAAUGUGGAGACCAUUGUGACCUGUCCUUUGCCGGCUCUCUUGAUCGAAUCCGCUAACCGAAUUAGCAAGGAAAAAUUGAAGGACUUCAUAUGCGACAAGAGCAAACAAGUGGUUGGCUGGUUCCGUUUUCGCAGGAAUACCAGCAGUCUGAUCCCUACGCUAAAGGACAGACUGCUGCACAAGGAAUUUGCUUCUCUGUUUUCUGAACUUUCUGAAGACAGCUGUAAAAAGGAUUUCUUUCUCACAUGCCUCCUCAAUGCCUCCACUUCUGAGACACGUGGCACCCACAAAUUUCGACACGUAUUUCUUAGGCAUAAGCGAGGGAUGUUUGAACCGAUACCUCUGAGAAUAAGCAACUUGGGAGAUGAUGCUUCCAGACAUGACGGAUCAGAUUAUAAACCGACACCUGUCAGAAAAGUCGCACGUGCAUCCGAUGAUUUUUCUAAAUUAAUAGAAUCAUUGAAGUUGGACAUGAGGCUGAAUGGUCUAGAGUCUGCUAUGUUGAUUCAAAAGCUCGCAGAAAAACAUUUAACGACGCUGAUCCCGAAGGUCCGCGAAUCCGAUUUGGAGGUGGCUGAAUUGGAGAGACAAGUGCGCGAACUGAAAGCCAAAGUAAAAGCGCAGCAAUUAGCCAAAAACUCCAAGGUUAACGGCGAGAAUUGCGAAAAGACAAACAGAAAGAAUUGUGUGUUAGAGAAAUACGAUUCCUCAAUGAGAAGUGAGAUGAAAGUCGGCGAUGACGUAAGGGAGCACGCUCUAUCCUGCGUUCAGCCAGUUUCUCUCAAUCGAACUAUCGCCCGCAAUACUGCUGCCUAUAUCGCUAAAAGUGUGAAUCAAGAUAAAUCUCGCCGUAUUGUGGUUGGUAAUCAAGAAGAUGGUAAUCAACAGGGUACACAGGACUUCCUCGUCAAUAAGAGACGUCCCAUUCAGGAAAUUGCUAGUGAGCCCAUCUGUCAAGAAGAUAGUGAAAUAUGCAUGAGCAGAGGUAGAGGUCGGGGAGUUUAUGAAUUUACAUCAGGAAUGAAAAAAGGACUGCGUAAUCCAGACACGGCUCAAAUGCAUUCUUUCCGCGAGAGAAAUACCACGUCUCCAGAGCAGGAUUUCUCCGACAUAGAAUGUUCCGCUGCCGCGCCUCUCAGCCCUUCUGUCACCAGGUCCUACACCCUACGGCAAAGAAAACAAGUGUAGACAAAUGCACCACAAUGACAUCGUUGGAUAUUUGAGUGAAGAAGUCAAGUUUUGCAAAAAUAAUGUUUCCAGAUUCUCUAAAGCUUCAGAUGUUAAAAUAUUGGAGAAUCUAAAAGAAUUUAAAAGAUAAUAAAAAUAAAGAUCUUUAAACGUUAUAAGAAA
Ooceraea biroi (clonal raider ant) is the source of this 2073-nucleotide messenger RNA. RefSeq names its product BRISC complex subunit FAM175B. Gene Ontology annotation, molecular function: microtubule binding; polyubiquitin modification-dependent protein binding. Gene Ontology annotation, cellular component: nucleus. The record is from RefSeq and is a predicted model, not a curated record. Lineage: Eukaryota; Metazoa; Arthropoda; Insecta; Hymenoptera; Formicidae. Gene Ontology annotation, biological process: attachment of spindle microtubules to kinetochore; protein K63-linked deubiquitination; mitotic spindle assembly.